GAAGGGGUUGGCCAACGCGAUCGGCCGUGGGUCCAGGGGUUUUUCCCAGGGACAGCAGCUUCAAGCGUGCUGGCAGCGCGUCUAUGGGGGAGUGUAACGGGGGAGUUUGUUAGUGCCGGUGGCAGGGUGUGAGGCCAUGGAGAGGUUCUCGCUAGCGCAUGCCCGUGAGCCAAUCAUUGCAGGAGUCCGGCAGCUAUAUUCGGAUCCGGCCAGGUUGACCAAACAAGCUUUUUGGCCCAGCGGCGUGGAUGGAGUAGCGGAAGAAUGGAUGUUUUACAGUUUGGGUGCAUGUCGAACAGAGCAUUUGCUGCUUCUCGGUGAGAGGCUGCAACAGAGAUGCCGUGCCGGAGACUCGCCGCACUGCCUGGCGAGCGGUCUGGCAUUAAGAAAGUACAGUAGCGAACGGCGAAAAGGGGGAACCAAUGGCAACCGUCUCUGGAGGCUCCAGCUCCCUCAGUCCAGGAUGUUUGUUCCAAGGUUUCCAUUUAGGAAGGGAAUAGCGCGGCGAAAACACGAGCAGAGCUCCGUGGAGCACAGAUCUUCGCCAUAUAGGCCGGCUGGGUGGAGAGCCAGCAUUGAUGCUACAAGCAGUAAUUGCUCUGGCGCCACCACCCACUCACCUCCCCAAUUUUUGGGCGUUGCCAAUGUGCAGAUGAGGCAGUCCGGGUAUUGCAUCGGUGAGCUGAGACAGCGCUGGCUACGAGUUGGAGUUUGAACAUGGCGAUGGAAUGGAGGGGAAGCGGUUAUACUACCCGCUCUGUGCCAACGGUGGGACAAUGACGCUGUGCUGCACUGCUCAAGCCCACUGGCGGCAAGGAAUCCGUCUUGGCAAAGAUGCGAGGCGUAGAUCUUGAUUUCUCGCUUGGACCCUUUUCGGAUGCCACCC
This is a messenger RNA of Trichoderma asperellum CBS 433.97, 886 nucleotides long. The record is from RefSeq and is a predicted model, not a curated record. Lineage: Eukaryota; Fungi; Ascomycota; Sordariomycetes; Hypocreales; Hypocreaceae.